AUGGCCAUUGCUGGAGGAGCUCGCGUACUUGCCAUUCUUCUUGUGUGCCUUGAAUUGGCCUUCUGCGAGGCCCAAGGUCCGGAGAAUGCACCUGCUCAUUCUCCGGGUGGCGUGACGGAUACACCUGCUCAUCCUCCGGGUGGUGUAGCAGGUGCACCUGCUCAUCCUCCAGGUAGUGUGGCGAAUGCUCCUGGUGGUGUGGCGUAUGCGCUUGCUCAUCCUCCGGGUGGUGUGGCGGAUGCACCUGCUCAUCCUCCGGGUGGUGUACCGGGUGCGCCUGCUCAUCCUCCAAGUAGUGUGGCGGAUGCUCCUGGUGGUGUGGCGGAUGCUCCGGAUGGUAAGGCGGAUGCAGCUACUUAUCUUCUCAAUACUAUGGCGGAUGUACGUGGUCAUCCUCAGGCUGUGGCAGAUACAUUUGCUCAUUCUCUCACUGCUACUAAAUUAAAAGGUCGGAAUUAUGACAUUCCAGAUCCUUCUGAGAAAAUCUUUAACGUAUUACAAUUUGGAGCCAAAUCUGACGGAAGGAAAGAUUGCGCCCAGUCUUUCAUUAAAGCAUGGCGUGCCACAUGCGACUUUAAGGGAAGAUCCAGGCUUGUCAUUCCUGGAGGGACUUUCGUACUAUCUCAGGUUGUGUUUGGAGGGCCUUGCAGCGGCCCAGGUCCCAAAAUUGUUCAAGUUAUAGGGACCCUGAAAGCAACAACUGAUAUCAGUGAAUAUUCUUCCCCUGAAUGGUUCUUGUUUGAAUCCAUAACUGGCUUGGUAGUAACAGGAAGAGGCACCUUUGAUGGGCGAGGCGAUGCUGUUUGGAAAUACAAUGACUGUAAGAAUAACCAGAACUGCGUUCAACUCCCAUCUAACAUAAAGUUCAGGAAGGUUACAGAUGGAAUUAUAAGAGGCAUCACUUCUCUUAAUAGCAAAGGAAAACACAUGUUCAUCACUGAAUGCGAGAAGAUGAGAGUACUAAGGAUUCACAUAACUGCCCCCGAAGACAGCCCGAACACUGAUGGCAUCCAUAUUAGCAACUCCAACAAUGUGAGAGUAGCUAGAACUGCCAUUGCCACAGGUGAUGAUUGCAUCGCUAUUAUCGCCGGAGCCACCAACGUUAUGGUCAACAAAUUAACCUGUGGCCCCGGACAUGGCAUUAGUGUGGGAAGCCUUGGCAAGUACCCCAACGAGCGGGAUGUGAGUGGCAUCACUGUGAAAGAUUGCACCUUUACAGGCACAGAUAAUGGGAUUAGAAUCAAAACAUGGGCGGGAUCGCCUCCAAGUGCGGCGUCGAGCAUGCUUUUCCAGAACCUUAUCAUGAACGACGUUAGGUUCCCCAUCAUCAUAGACCAAGACUACUGCUCAGCAACAAGUUGUUCGAACAAAGGGCCAUCGCGUGUAAAAAUCAGCAACGUUCAUUACAUUAACAUUAGGGGAACCUCAACGACAGCUAUUCCAGUAAAGCUCAUGUGUAGCAAGCAGUUUCCAUGCCAAGAUGUUCAGUUAGUUGACAUAGAUCUCAAGUACAAGGGAGCUGCCACCUCUACAUGCGACAAUGCAAAAGUCCGGUACAGUGGCAAACAAAACCCACCACCUUGCAAAUAG
This is a messenger RNA of Alnus glutinosa, 1590 nucleotides long. Its product is annotated as exopolygalacturonase-like. Gene Ontology annotation, molecular function: polygalacturonase activity. NCBI's taxonomy places the organism in Eukaryota, Viridiplantae, Streptophyta, Magnoliopsida, Fagales, Betulaceae. The record is from RefSeq and is a predicted model, not a curated record. The transcript is spliced from 5 exons. Bases 1 to 1590 code for a protein of 529 amino acids. Gene Ontology annotation, biological process: carbohydrate metabolic process.